Anopheles maculipalpis is the source of this 5954-nucleotide messenger RNA. It is a transcript of the gene Khc-73, whose product is annotated as kinesin-like protein KIF13A. Gene Ontology annotation, molecular function: ATP hydrolysis activity; microtubule motor activity; microtubule binding. Gene Ontology annotation, cellular component: kinesin complex; microtubule. NCBI's taxonomy places the organism in Eukaryota, Metazoa, Arthropoda, Insecta, Diptera, Culicidae. The transcript has 14 exons. Gene Ontology annotation, biological process: microtubule-based movement; cytoskeleton-dependent intracellular transport. The record is from RefSeq and is a predicted model, not a curated record. The coding region runs from base 69 to 5816 and encodes 1915 amino acids.
GUGUGUGUGUGUGCUUGUCUGUGUGUCUGUCGCUUCGUGAUCAACAAACGGAGGCUCGGAAUUAAAUCAUGUCGGACAAAAUCAAAGUAGCCGUGCGGGUUCGCCCGUUCAACCGGCGAGAACUCGAACUCGCCACAGAAAACGUAAUAGAAAUGGAUGGAACACAGACGAUUUUGAAAUAUCCUGCCAGCCUAGACAAGAUGGAAAGGAAACCACCCAAAAUCUUCGCCUUUGAUCACUGCUUCUACUCGACCGAUGCCAACGCGAACAACUUUGCGUCACAGGAGCUGGUCUUCAACAACAUCGGUCGGGACAUUCUGGAGAAUGCGUUCCAGGGCUACAAUGCGUGCAUCUUCGCAUACGGCCAAACUGGCUCGGGCAAAUCGUACACAAUGAUGGGCGGCCAGGACAGCAAAGGCAUCAUUCCGAGGCUGUGCGACGAGCUGUUCGCAUCGAUCGCAGCGAAACAGACGGACGAGCUAAGCUACAAGGUGGAAGUGUCCUACAUGGAGAUCUACAAUGAGAAGGUGCACGAUCUGCUUGAUCCGAAAACUGCCAAACAGUCAUUGAAGGUGCGCGAGCAUAACGUGCUCGGCCCGUAUGUCGAUGGGCUAUCGCAGCUGGCUGUCACCUCAUUUCUGGACAUUGAUAACCUGAUGGCAGAAGGUAACAAAUCGCGUACGGUCGCGGCAACGAACAUGAACUCGGAAUCGUCCCGCUCGCACGCAGUCUUCACAGUCGUGCUGACGCAGACACUAAUCGACACACUAUCCGGGGUAACGGGUGAAAAGGUGUCACGGGUAUCGCUGGUAGAUUUAGCCGGUAGUGAGCGCGCGGUAAAAACUGGAGCCGUCGGAGAUCGGCUAAAAGAGGGCUCAAAUAUCAACAAAAGUCUUACCACGCUCGGUUUGGUGAUAUCGAAGCUAGCGGACAGUACUGGGGGCGGUGGUGGUGGCGGUAAGAACAAAGAUAAAUUCGUGCCGUACCGUGACUCGGUACUGACGUGGUUGCUAAAGGACAAUCUCGGUGGUAACUCGAAGACGGUCAUGUUGGCAACAUUAUCACCAGCGGCCGAUAAUUACGAGGAGACACUGUCCACGCUUCGGUAUGCUGAUCGGGCGAAGCGAAUCGUCAACCAUGCCGUGGUUAAUGAGGAUCCAAAUGCACGUAUCAUCCGUGAGCUCCGCAAGGAGGUGGAAACGUUGCGUGAGAUGUUGAAGCACGCGACGGGCAACAACUUCGGUGACAUGAAGCGCGUCGACAUUCACGAUAAGCUGGCGGAAAGCGAGAACCUCAUGAAGCAGAUCUCGCAAACGUGGGAAGAGAAGCUGGAGAAGACGGAACAGAUCCAAAGCGAGCGGCAGCAGGCGCUCGAGAAGAUGGGCAUCAGUGUGCAGGACAGUGGCAUCAAGGUGGAGAAGAACAAAUACUAUCUGGUCAAUCUGAAUGCCGAUCCGUCACUGAACGAGCUGCUGGUGUACUACCUGAAGGAGGAAACACUGAUCGGUGGCCGAAGCAGUAGCGGCAGCAAGCAGCCCGACAUUCAGCUGCUUGGUCUCGGCAUCCAGCCCGAACACUGUCUCAUCACGAUCGAGGACGGUGAGCUGUACAUGGAACCGAUCGAGAAUGCUCGUUGCUGCGUGAAUGGUUCGGUCAUGAGUGGCAAAACGGCGCUGCACCACGGUGACCGUAUUCUGUGGGGCAAUCAUCACUUUUUCCGCGUAAACUGUCCAAAAUCGGCAACAAACAGUGCGGCGAUGGGUGCUUCGGAACCUCAGACACCGGCACAACACCUCGACUAUUACUACGCGCAGGAAGAAUUGAUGCAGAACGAGUUAAGCAACAAUCCCAUUCAGGCAGCUAUCUCGCGGCUGGAGAAGCAGCACGAAGAAGACAAGCAGGUGGCACUCGAAAAGCAGCGUCAGGAGUACGAGAAGCAGUUCCAGCAGUUGCGAAACAUCCUCUCGCCGACAACACCGUACGCUCCGUACGCACCUUACGAUCCGUUCCGACUUGGAAAGUUGCCACCAAACACACCGACGGGCCAGCUACGCGUGGAGAAGUGGGCACAGGAAAGAGACGAGAUGUUUAAACGAUCACUCGGCCAGCUCAAAACCGAUAUCGUACGGGCCAAUGCGCUUGUACAGGAGGCAAAUGUGCUGGCGGAAGAGAUGGAUAAGCAAACAAAAUUCAGUGUCACGCUGCAGAUACCUCCGGCCAAUCUCAGUCCGAACAGGAAACGGGGCGCGUUUGUAAGCGAACCAGCAAUUUUGGUUCGACGCAUGAACUCAGGCAGCCAAAUCUGGAGCAUGGAAAAGCUGGAAAACAAACUAAUCGAUAUGCGCGACAUGUACCAAGACUACAAGGAGCGCCAUUUGGCUGCAAUGGAGGAAGCGAAAGCAAAGUCGGAUCCGUUUUACGAGUCGCAGGAAAAUCAUAACCUCAUCGGUGUAGCAAACAUUUUCCUGGAGGUGUUAUUCCACGACGUGAAGUUGGAGUACCACACGCCGAUCAUUAGUCAGCAGGGUGAAGUGGCCGGACGGUUGCAGGUGGAAAUAAGCCGAGUAGCCGGGACCUUCCCGCAGGAUCGUAUGUGUGAGUCGGCGUCAGAGAGUUCAGGCGACAGUCACGAGGACGAUGAGGAUUCGCCCGAUACACCAUCACCGCCACCACCGACCAACAGCAAUCAGAUCAGCUGUAGAAUCAGCAUCAAGCAAGCGUCUGGACUGCCGCUCUAUCUGUCCAACUUUGUGUUCUGUCAGUACUCGUUCUGGAACCACGAGGUGGCGGUAGUGCCGGCCACCAAUCAAGAGGUCGCGGGGCACAACCAAAACAUAACGUUCAAGUUCGAUCACGAAGCGGACUACGUGGUGACAAUGAACGAAGAGUUUAUGGAGCACUGCACCGAUGGUGCCCUCUCGAUUGAGGUGUGGGGCCAUCGGUCGGUCGGAUUUUCGCGCAUGAAGGACUGGGAGGUUGAGCAGCAACAGGCAAAGGCACGUUCGCUGGCCGAUCGUUGGGCUGAACUGUCACGCAAGAUCGAACUGUGGGUCGAGAUUCAUGAGCUGAACGAUAAUGGUGAUUGGGCUCCGGUUGAGGUUCAGUGCGCUCGCGACAUGCUGACCGGUGGAGUGUAUCAGCUACGCCAAGGAUUCCAACGACGUGUCAUGGUGCGUGUGAAGCCGGUGCAAAACUCUGGGACUUUGCCUAUCAUCUGCCAGUCGAUCAUCAACGUGUCGAUGGGAUGUGUAACCGUUCGCUCAAAGCUACAGAAACCUAUGGACUCGUAUCAGGAGGAAGAUCUUACCGUGUUACGGGACAAAUGGAGUGAAGCGCUUGGGCGGCGGCGUCAGUAUCUUGACCAGCAGAUACAGCGGCUCAUCAACAAAGACGAUAAGACGGAGCAGGAGAAGGAGCGUGAGCAGAGUUUGGUGAAUCAGUGGGUUUCACUGACGGAAGAGCGAAAUGCGGUAUUGGUACCGGCUCCUGGGUCAGGAAUUCCUGGUGCACCUGCGUCCUGGGAUCCACCGCUCGGCAUGGAACCACACGUUCCUGUUCUGUUUCUCGAUCUCAACGCGGACGACCUUUCGACGCAGGGUCUUUCGAACGACGAGGUCCCGCUCGCUGGUUUGAACUCGAUCUUGCCUAAAGAGCAUGGCAACAAGUUCUACAAUUUGCAGAUAAUCCAACAUCUGGAUAAGGAUAUCUGCGCCAUCUGUAGCUGGGACUCGUCGAUUCACGACUGUCCGGCACUGAACCGCAUCACGGAAGCGAAUGAACGGGUUUACCUGAUUCUGAAGACGACGGUGCGACUUUCGCAUCCGGCACCGAUGGAUUUGGUGCUGCGCAAGCGGCUUGCACUGAACAUUUACAAACGACAGAGCUUUACCGAUCGGCUGAAGAAGCUGCGCAUUGGUCGAGCGGAGUCACUGUCGUUACAGUCGGGUGUAACCUAUGAGGUAGUUUCCAACAUUCCAAAGGCCUCCGAAGAGUUGGAGGAUCGUGAGUCUUUGGCACAGAUAGCCGCCACCGGCGAUGAUUGUUCAGCAAGCGAUGGCGAAACAUACAUCGAAAAAUAUACCAAAGGAGUAUCGGCUGUGGAGAGCAUUUUGACGCUGGAUCGACUAAGGCAGAGUGUGGCCGUAAAGGAGCUGGAACAGGUGCGCGGACCGGCACUUUCUAUGCGCAAGACGGCCAGUGUGCCAAACUUCUCACAGGCCGUAAAAGAUGCCAGGGAGCUUAGUACGAGUCUCACCACCUCGAGGACAAUGAGAUUCUUCGAUGCAUCGUUCGAGUCACUGCUGAGCAUUGGACGUUCGGAGUCGUAUGCUGACCUGAAGAUGGGUCUUAACAAUGCGCAAAGUACGCGUGAGACAGCCAACAGUAGGCAAAAGAUGAAGAACAAUGGCGAGGAAUCGUCCGGAACGGGUUACGGCGCAGCUCGUCCCACAUUCCUCAAUCUGAAUAUCAAUCUGAAUUCCUUGCGACUUCAGCCAACUAAACCGUCACCAGCGGCGAGUAAGUUGGCCCAAAGGAUGACGACUCUACACGAGGAACCGUUGAUCAAGCAGAUUUGCUACGAGGAAGAAGGCGAAGAUCGGUUCAGUGAGCCGGAUUAUGCCGAUUACAACGACUUCUACGAGCAGCCAAUGGGCAAGAAACCAUCACUGUCGAAGAUGAAAUCAUCCUAUACCGUCGAAUCGUUUAUUGACAUCGAUAAGCGUAGUCAAUCGACGGCUGCCGAAGGGACGAAUGCAACGGGUGGAAAGUUUGCUGCCGGUAAAACGAAGGUGGAAUCGGCGUCUAUGGGUGGAAUCUCAUCGGCGCCGGUAUCGGGUGGUAGUGCCAGUGGUGGUAAUGGGACGAAAUAUCAAACCAUGACACCUAGCAUGAGCUCGUCUACUUCGAGUGGCUAUGGAUCGCAAGCCGUGUCGUGCAGCAACCUUACCAACGAUGACACAUACUCCAUCCGGUCACUAAGCGUCGGAGAAACUCCUGAUACUAUGUCGCCGUCCAACAGAAUGCAGGAUCAAAUCAUGUCCGCUAGCACCAAUGCCAAAUCGGAGGAGGAAUCUGUGACCUCUCCGACGACCUCAACCUCCGCCUCGGAAGCCACGCUAAUGGCGGCGAGCAUGGACAGUUACAGCAGCAGUCCAACUGCACGAGUCCCGAGUGACGCACCGAAGCGCGUCAAUCCGUUCCUGAAGGAUGCCAACAUUGAAGCGUUUGAAGACAGCAGAUCAGUUGAAUCUGCCGAUGCAACAGUGAAACAGCAGCAACAAAACGAAGAGGAUGAAGGAUUAGGCGGAGAACAAACUCAGUCUGCUGAUUCGACGACUUUGAGCGAAUCGACCCAGAUGGUAGACGAGAGUGAAGAAAGCGAUCAAAGCUCAGCAAAUACCAAACACUCCUCAGACGUGAUGGAAAGCAGCUUUUCCUCGACGCCAGGCAAGCAGGAAAUCAUUCCCGACUGGGUGGUAGUUGGCGAAUCCGUGCAAAUCAGGCCCUACAACACGAGCGGUGUGAUAGCCUUUAUCGGUGCCACUCACUUCCAAGGAGGAACUUGGAUCGGAGUGGAGCUCGAUACGCCAACUGGUAAAAAUGACGGAACCGUGCAAGGCAUCCAAUACUUUGACUGCCGUCCAAAGCAUGGCAUUUUCGUGCGCGUUGAUAAGCUGAUUCUUGACAAGCGGGGCCGUGCAAUGCGUGAGCUGAAGAAGGCUGAAAAAAUGAAAGCGGAUCUUGCUGGCGGUAAAGGAGCACAAAGACCGCUAACGGGUGGUGCUGGAAUGGCAACGAAUGGGCCACGUAAAUGAUACGCAUUCAAUCGUGGUCUCAGCAGCGCAACUCAGUGUUCGUCGAGGCCGUUCACGGGCCGGAAGCGGUAUGUACCGAAGUCUGCCACCGUUGCAGCAUUCAAUCGCGGUAAGUAAGGAAGCCGCGCCAUUUUGCGC